Oryza sativa Japonica Group (Japanese rice) is the source of this 3263-nucleotide messenger RNA. Its product is annotated as protein FAR1-RELATED SEQUENCE 6. Gene Ontology annotation, molecular function: zinc ion binding. The record is from RefSeq and is a predicted model, not a curated record. Lineage: Eukaryota; Viridiplantae; Streptophyta; Magnoliopsida; Poales; Poaceae. Gene Ontology annotation, biological process: regulation of DNA-templated transcription.
CAAUUUAUGGGGAAGAACACUGCCUUAACCCUUAUCCUGACGACCCCUCCUCUUUAGUUUGCUCUUGCCCACCGCUGCCGCCUCCGGCUCCGGCUCCGGCGAUCCCCAUCCAUCCCGCGAGCGAGCAGGGCGCCGUCAUUCAUCCUGCUGCAUCCUGAUUAUUUGGGGCCAAUGGAAGAGGAGGAGUACAAUACGGAAUCGUCUAAUGAGGAAGACAUGCAAGAAGAUGAUGGUGAGAAACAAGGAAAUGUUGCCGAGGGUGAUAUCUUCAAGCCGGUUGAUAUAGAUCCCGCGUUUGUACCAAAAGUAGGGAUGGUGUUUGAGUCGGAGGAAGACGCCUUUCAGUUCUAUGUGUCUUACGGCUGCCGCUCUGGUUUUGGUAUCACAAGAAGAUCGAACAAUACCUUCGAUGGUUUCCGCUAUCGCUCUACAUUCAUAUGCUCUAAAGGAGGGCAGUCUAGACUGAGGUCUGGCGCGACGAGAUCCGCAAGAAAACGAGGCACAAAGACUGGAUGCAAGGCUAAGAUGAUUGUUAAGGAUGCUCAUUUUCAAAACCGCUGGGAAGUUAUUGUUCUAGAGUUGGAACAUAACCAUCCGUUGGAUCCUAGCUUACUUAAAUUUAAGAAGCAGCUAAAGAACUCUCCUUUCCUUCAGAAUCCACCUCUUAUGCUUGAAGCACCAGACAGUAGCUCAGCUGCUGCGCUUUCUAGCAGAGGCGGUGAUAGCGGCAUACCUUUGUCUACCCAGAUUGAAUUCAGGACCAAGAUAGAUAGAAAUAGGAAACUGAAGCUUGCUGAAGGUGAUCUAGAUGCCUUAUUGAGUUUUCUCAACAAAAUGCAAGACCAAAAUCCGUACUUCUUUUACAGUUUGGAUAUGAAUGAGCAAGGACAACUAAGGAAUGUAUUUUGGGCUGAUGCCAAAUCACGUUCUUCUUACAAUUACUUUGGUGAUGUUGUUGCUAUUAAUGUCAGAAACUUUAGCGACCAAUAUGAAAUACAGUUUGUGUCAUUUGUGGGCACUAACCACCAUGCUCAGCAAGUAUUACUAGGGUGUGGUCUUCUUGCUGGUAGAUCUCUUGGAGCUUACGUCUGGCUUUUUGAUACAUGGGUAAGAUGUAUGAACAGCACGCCACCACCUUCAGUAAUUACAAACUACUGUCAUGAUGUUGCAAUAGCUGUUAAAAAGGUUUUCCCUAAUGCACGUUACCGCUUUUGCCUUCUCGACAUCUUAAAUGAGCUUCCUGAAAAGUUGGAGGAAACAGAAAAGAAGGAUGAAAUAGUUUCUGCAUUUAGCUCACUAGCCUUUGAUUCCAUUACCAUGCCUGAUUUUGACAAAGAUUGGCAAGAAAUGGUCGAACAAUUUCAUCUAGAGGGAAACGAAUGGUUGUCCAAACUAUUUGAGGUCAGGACACAGUGGGCUCCUGUUUAUGUGAAGGAUUCCUUUUGGGCAGGAAUGUCUAUUACAGAAAGAAGUGAUAGUGCAUCUGACUAUUUUGAUGGCUGGUUGAUGCCAGAUACCUCUGUAAAAAUGUUUGUUGAGCAGUAUGAGUCUGCUGUGAAAGUUAAGUUAGAAAAGGAAAACUAUGAGGAUUUACGGUCAUCUCAGAUGAGGCCACCGGUGAUGACUGGUGUAUCUGUGGAGGAGCAAGCAGCAAAGAUGUACACAUUGGAGAUAUUUCAGAAGUUCUUAGAUGAAAUCGGGCAUUCUUUUCAUUGCAAUUAUAGUAUACUUGACCGGAAUGAAUCAGUGGUUACAUACAUAGUUUCAGAUCACAUUGAUGAAACAAAGAAGGUGGACUACAAAGUUGCUUAUGAUAAUGUCGAAGAUGACAUAUUGUGUCUCUGCCGAUUGUUCCAAUUCAAAGGUAUAUUAUGCAGGCAUGCUCUUACUGUACUGAGGCAGGAGUUUGUACCAAUGAUUCCACCAAAAUACAUCAUCCAUCGCUGGUGCAAGGAUUGUAAACAAACUUGUUCUUCCAUGUCACAGCCUGUAUCAUUAAGUAAUCAGGAAACAGGAGGCUAUGAUGAUCUCUACAAACUCACUCACCAAUAUUUCACAGAAGUAGUGGAAUUUGGUUCUGUGAACUCAGAAUCAAAGGGCUAUGCUUUAUCAAUCAUGAGGGAGAUAAGGGAUAAAGUGAUUUCUUAUGAGAAGUCACUAAGAGAUCAGAGGGUUGAUAGUCAUGUUUCAACCGCAAAUUUUGCAUACAAUCCAGUGAAUGAGGAUUUUAAUGAUGACACUUUGCCCAUUUCUCUUAGUACAAAAGGAUGGGAUGUUGUACAAGGUCAGUCAAAACGUUCCCGCAAGAAGAAACUGGCAACCCCGAAUGUUCUUGACACCUUGAAGAAGAAAACUAAAAGAGCAUAUAACAAGAGAAGGAAUGCCAUGGCAAAUACCUUAAACACGGCAGUCACCACAACCGAAAGCAUAACUGACGCCACAAAUGUGCAGCAUAAUCAAGUUAAUGAGGGAUGGCCAUUGACAUCUACUGGUGCACACGAAACCUUCCCUUAUGGAGUGGAGACUAUUUCAUUCGAUUUGUCUCAAUACAACAGUGCACCUAGCUUCCACUGGCCUGAAAGCAGUAGCAGGUCUCAGCUUCAGUGAGAUGAGGUGAAAAAUGCAAUGGUCCAUGCGUUGAGAAUAUUCUAAGUUUGACAGACUUGCAAGAUGGGCAAAGUUAUUAAUUACCUUGUUUCAUGCUGGAGGGUUCCUGAAUCCUGACCAUCUGAGGAAUGUGAGAAAAGGCUCAACCUGGCGAAAACCAGUAAUAACAACCGGCUUUUAACGGAUUCGGUCUAUAUUGGUUGUCCCCUGAUAUUUUAGAUAUAUGUAAUGGCUGAGAUGUACAUAAUCAUUUCCCCUUUUUCUCAUCCUCAGAUAAAUUGUAGCUUCCACUAGGUAAUGUGUAAUGUUAAUCCUGAUCAUUCACGUGGUCACGUCUUAAAUAAUUAGACUGAAUGUUACUCCUGUAAACCCCAUAGUCAUGGAAUGUACAUUGCUCAGAACUAUGCCCUUCUGCAGACUUGAGUUUUUUCUGGCAACUCCACCAAAGAUGCUGACUUGUUAAUUUGCUGCAAAACUGAAGUCUUUGGAUCUGGCAGAAACUGUUUUUUUUUUUAAAUCUUAAUCUUUUUGUUUCUUCCAGUGACAUGUAAUGUAAGUCCAUUUAACCAGUUCUAUUUCACAAGCUUCCCCAGCUAACCAUGUACUGCAAUAUAUGUAUGCGAUUGUCGAUUUGUAAUGGUAUUAUAUAUUUCUUC